Messenger RNA from Amphibalanus amphitrite, 1372 nucleotides. RefSeq lists its product as uncharacterized. NCBI's taxonomy places the organism in Eukaryota, Metazoa, Arthropoda, Thecostraca, Balanomorpha, Balanidae. The transcript has 2 exons. The record is from RefSeq and is a predicted model, not a curated record. The coding region runs from base 344 to 1141 and encodes 265 amino acids.
UGUUCGGGUAUAGGGGGUGUGUACUUGGACCGCCUCUGCGGCCCCACCUCUGUGUGCCUGGGAGCGCCCCUGCCGACGCUCAGCUGAUCGUGCGCGCCAAGCGGCAUGACUGGCGCGGGCGACUAGGCGUGGCGCUCGCCAUACUUGUUUAGUUUUUGGAGGACUCUCUCGGCCCAUUCGCACCGGCAGUAAAUAAAUCGCGUUUCUCUUAAGCUCUCUCUCACUCGAACCGUGAAUCACGAACAUAACAUGGCGCGGUCAGUAGAUGGUUCCGUGCGUGCGCGCAGUGAUCGGUGUAUCAGUGUAUCAGUGAUUAGUGUAUAGCGCGCCGUGAUCUGUGACGAUGAGUGACAUUGAGAAACUGACGCAGCUGCUCCUGCAGCAGGCGGAGCUGUCGGCGCAGCGGGAGCGAGACUCAGCGCAGCGCGAGGAGCGGCUCACUCAGAUGGUGGAGCGACUGGUCGCCGACCGACAGCCACCCGCUACCGUCGCUGCCGACGAUGCCUCGGCGGCGACAGCCGCCCGGACGUCGGCUGCCGCCCCGCCCGUGCGCCUGCCUGCUGCUGCAACGCCGGCGCCUCAGCUGUCGUCCUCCACAUCCCUGCGUGACUUCGCUGUAUGGAGGGAGAAGCUGGACGGGUACAUGCUUCUGACCGGCGCGUCCGCGCUGCCCGUCACUGCCCAGAGAGCUGCCCUUCUCAGUCUUCUCGACGAAGAUUGGCACCGGGUGCUGCGCUAUGGACUGACGAUAGCGGACGACUCUCCCCUCUCCGCGGUGGUAGACGCAAUGGAGAGUCAUCUCCGUAAGCAGCGCAGUGUCCUGGUCGACCGCCGUGCGUUCUACGCCCGUGUCCAGGAGCAGGGCGAGAAUUUUGAGGAGUUUCUGUGCGAAGUGAAGGAGCUCGCGGCAUUUUGCGACUUUUGCACACACUGUUACGACUCACGCCUGCGUGACAAGAUUGUGUGUGGCCUGCGGGACGAGGAGACGGUGAAGCGUCUGUUGGAGGAUCCGGGGCUGGACCUCAAGAAGACGGUGGACAUCUGCCGUGCGUCAGAGAACGCCCGGGCUACCUGCUCCGACCUCCGCUCACCGACGGCGUCAGUGAGCCGUCUGUCGGCAUACCGCCGUGUUCGGGUAUAGGGGGUGUGUACUUGGACCGCCUCUGCGGCCCCACCUCUGUGUGCCUGGGAGCGCCCCUGCCGACGCUCAGCUGAUCGUGCGCGCCAAGCGGCAUGACUGGCGCGGGCGACUAGGCGUGGCGCUCGCCAUACUUGUUUAGUUUUUGGAGGACUCUCUCGGCCCAUUCGCACCGGCAGUAAAUAAAUCGCGUUUCUCUUAAGCUCUCUCUCACUCGAACCGUGAAUCACGAAC